AUGUUGUUCAGGGUCAUGGCAGCAGACAAGCCAACACGCACCCCGGCCGGUGACAAGCAGGGCGGGCGUGCCGUCUCGAAACCGAAUGCCGAUCUGGAACAGCGGCGCCGGGCGCUCGAAGAAGCGCUGGCGCAACGCGCCCCGAGCGGGGAUGCGGCUGACGAAGGGCGGCAGGAGGGAGCCGGAACCGGGAUCGCGGCUGCGCUCAAACUGUCCAGCGAGUUCGUCGCGGGCAUUUUGGUUGGCGCCGGGCUCGGAUAUCUGCUCGACCAGGUGGCUGGCACCAGUCCGUGGCCCAUCCGGCUGCGGGCAAGCGCGGAGAACGGCUCGGCGACGGGCCCGGAUCGCAAGAGGGCGACGGAGACAGGCACGGUGGCGAACGAUCCCAUCAAGCAGUUCGAGAUCAACACGAUCGUGCCGCUGGAGAAUGUUGCGGGUCUCGACCUGUCGUUCACCAACUCCUCGCUCUUCAUGGUCGCAACCGUCGCGACCGCGUCGGCCUUCCUCUAUUUCGGCAGCGCCAACCGGGGCCUCGUGCCGGGCCGGCUGCAGUCGGUGGCCGAAAUGUCCUACGAGUUCGUCGCCUCGAUGCUGCGCGAUGCGGCCGGCAGCCAGGGUAUGCGGUUCUUCCCGUUUGUGUUUUCGCUCUUCAUGUUCGUGCUGUUCGCCAAUUUGUUCGGCAUGUUCCCCUAUUUCUUCACCGUGACCAGCCACAUCAUCGUCACCUUCGCGCUCGCCAUGCUGGUGAUCGGCACUGUGAUCAUCUACGGCUUCAUGAAGCACGGGCUGAAGUUUCUGGGCCUGUUCGUGCCCGAAGGGGUGCCGGGCGUGCUCGUGCCACUGGUCGUUGCGAUCGAGGUCAUCUCGUUCCUGUCGCGUCCGAUCAGCCUGUCUGUCCGCCUGUUCGCCAACAUGCUGGCCGGCCACAUCACGCUGAAGGUCUUCGCCGGCUUCGUCGUUUCGCUCGGUGCGCUGGGCGCGGUCGGCAUCGGCGGCGCCAUCCUGCCGCUGAUCAUGGUCGUCGCCAUGACAGCGCUCGAAUUCCUGGUCUCGUUUCUCCAGGCCUAUGUCUUCGCGGUUCUGACCUGCAUGUAUCUCAACGAGCUCACCAUGGAAGCGGAAGCAGCAAAGUUCAUCGGCGCCGGUAUCGCCUGUCUCGGCAUGGGUGGCGCGGCCAUCGGCCUCGGAUCCAUCUUCGGCAACUAUCUGUCCGGCGCACUGCGCAACCCGUCGGCCGCCGACGGCCAGUUCGGCCGCCUGAUCUUCGGCUUCGCCGUGACCGAGGCGCUGGGCAUCUUCUCGCUGCUCGUCGCCCUGCUGCUGCUCUUCGCAGCGGACAGCACCGAAGCAGCCCAAGAGGGCGGCGGCGCCUUUCCGCCGUUCGAUACAUCGAGCUAUGCAUCGCAGCUGUUCUGGCUGGCGAUCACCUUCGGCUUUUUCUACUGGUUCAUCGCCAAGGUGAUCUCGCCGCGCAUCGGCGAGAUUCUGGAGACCCGGCAGGACCGGAUCGCCGGCGAUCUCGACAUGGCCCGCGACCUGCAGGAAAAGGCCGACGAGGCGCAUGCCGCCUACGAGCAGGAACUGGCGCAGGCGCGCACGACGGCCGGCGAGAUCGGCCAGAAGGCGCGCGACAAGGCCAAGGCCGAAGCCGAGGCCGAACGCCAGAAGGUGGAAGCCGAACUGGCCUCCAAGCUCGAAGAGGCGGAAAGCCGGAUCGCAUCCAUUCGCGAAAAGGCAAUGGCCGAAGUGGGCUCGAUCGCGACCGACACCACCGCCGCGAUUGUCGAUCAGCUGGUCGGCACUUCGGUCACCAAGGACAUGUUCGAUUCAAGUUUCUGGGCUCUGAUCGGUCUUUUCCUGUUCUUUGGCAUCCUGGUCUAUUUCAAGGUGCCGGGGAUGAUCACGCGCGGCAUCGACAGCCGCGGCGACAAGAUCCGCAACGAGCUGGAAGAGGCGCGCCGGCUGCGCGAGGAGGCCCAGCAACUGCUGGCCGAAUACCAGCGCAAGCGCAAGGAAGCCGAAGGCGAAGCCGAAAGCAUCGUCGAGGCUGCCAAGAGCGAGGCCGAGCACAUCACGGCCGAAGCCAAGCAGAAGACCGAGGAAUAUGUGGAGCGCCGCACCGCGCUCGCCGAGCAGAAGAUCGCCCAGGCGGAACUCGAUGCGGUCAACGCCGUGCGCGCCACGGCGGUCGAUGUCUCGGUCGCCGCCGCCGAACGGUUGCUGGGCGACAAGAUGACCGCAACGACGCGGGGCGACCUCUUCAAGGCGUCGAUCGACCAGGUCAAAACGCACAUGAACUGA
Molecule: messenger RNA, 2301 nt
Organism: Effrenium voratum
Lineage: Eukaryota; Dinophyceae; Suessiales; Symbiodiniaceae
Source: the annotation of a GenBank genome assembly